UCCGAGGCAGAGCCCGAGCUGGUGGCUGUUUCAAUCAAAGCGAAGGCAGAGAGGGGAAGGGAGGCUCUGCGGAGAGAUGUAAGAUGGCAGAGCUACAAAUGUUGUUAGAGGAAGAGAUUCCGGCCGGUAAAAGAGCGCUCGUAGAGAGUUACCAAAACCUCACCAGAGUAGCAGACUACUGCGAGAACAAUUAUGUCCAGGCCCAGGACAAGAGGAAAGCUCUGGAGGAGACCAAAGCCUACACUACCCAGUCCCUGGCCAGCGUAGCCUACCAGAUCAAUGCCUUAGCCAACAAUGUACUGCAGCUGCUGGACAUCCAGGCUUCGCAGCUGCGACGCAUGGAGUCCUCCAUCAACCACAUCUCCCAGACCGUCGACAUCCAUAAGGAGAAGGUUGCCAGGCGGGAGAUCGGGAUCCUGACCACCAACAAGAACACGUCGAGGACCCAUAAGAUCAUAGCACCGGCUAAUAUGGAGCGGCCUGUCAGGUACAUCCGGAAGCCUAUUGACUACACUGUACUGGACGAUGUCGGCCAUGGUGUUAAGUGGUUAAAAGCCAAGCAACAUGGUAACAAUCAGUCAAUUAGAGGAGGAACGCUAUCGAGGACCAAUCCGCCGACGCAGAAGCCACCGAGCCCUCCCAUGUCGGGGCGUGGCACGCUCGGACGCAACACGCCCUACAAGACCCUGGAGCCGGUGAAGCCGCCCACGGUGCCCAACGACUACAUGACCAGCCCCGCCCGAAUAGGCAGCCAGCAUGGCCAGCAGCACAGCCCUGGACGCACGGCGUCGCUCAACCAGAGGCAACGCACACACAGUGGAAGCAGCGGGGGCAGCAGCAGCAGGGAGAACAGCGGCAGCAGCGGAAUUGGCAUUCCCAUCGCGGUGCCUACACCCUCCAUUCCCAUUUCUGGACCAGCGGUGGCCCCUGGGCCUGGUCUGGGCCCCGCUCCAAUGUCCCAGUUUGGAACCAUCUCGCGGCAGAUUUCGCGGCACAACCCCUCCAACUCCUCUGUCUCUAUGGUUUCGGCCACGGGCACCUACCGUCGGGCGCCGUCGGUCACUUCCCAGUUCUCCUUGCAGCAGCAGCAGCAACUACAACAGCAGCAGCAACUACAGCAGCAGCAGCAGCAACAGCAGCAGCAACAACAACAACAACAACCACAACCGCAGCAGCAGCAACUACAGCAGCCUCAUAUUAACGGAGGCACUCCUGGCUAUGGCCAGAACUCAAUGUCUAUCGCUCCUCCUCCUCCCCCCAUGCCCCAGCUGACUCCACAGAUACCUCUGACUGGCUUUGUGGCCAGGAUGCAGGAGAGCAUUGCAGAUACUCCUACUCCGCCUCCCCCUCCCCCUCCGGACGACAUGCCCAUGUUUGACGACUCUCCUCCCCCUCCGCCGCCGCCGCCGGUGGACUAUGAGGAGGAGGAUGCUGCUGUCGUGCAAUACAACGACCCUUACGCUGAUGGAGACCCACAGUGGGCUCCCAAGAACUACAUCGAGAAAGUGGUGGCCAUCUACGACUACGCCAAGGACAAGGAUGACGAGCUGAGUUUCAUGGAGGGGGCGAUCAUUUAUGUCAUCAAGAAGAACGACGACGGCUGGUUCGAGGGCGUCUGCAACGGCGUCACCGGCCUCUUCCCCGGCAACUACGUGGAGUCCAUCAUGCACUAUGCCGACUGAAGGGACCUCACGGUAACAGUACAGUCUAUUUAUUCAGUCAUAUCAUAAUCCACUGAGAGACUGACAGCAGCAACGUUGACUCCUGAAACUGUAAUGUUCCCCUUUUGAUAUGACAGAAUGUUCUUUCCCUAACUGAUUGCAAAUAAAAUGAAAAGUAAUAUCUAUUUAGUUUAUUUUGGUGUUAUAUGGGUGGGCGGGGGACAUUUAUGGAAUAUGUAAACCAAACAAACAAAGUUUCUAAACAAUUGGACUGCACGUGUUCUCGCAGGUUGAACUCAAGAAGACGGUCGCACAGCUGAAGGUUGUACGAGAUUUGCGAUUCGGAACCGAAUCCUUUAUGAACAAGAGUAUUAGGUUUUUAUGGAACAAAAUAAACUGUUAAUGUCACGUACGCACCUUCAGUUCUAGUGUUUGCACUGUCAGUUGUAUAUAAUGUGAGCCGCAGCCACUUGGGUUUCUGUAAUGUAAAUUCAGUGAAUGUCGAUUAUAUGAUAGUUUUCAUUAGUGGUGCCCUCCUCGACGCCGUAAGACCCAUUUGUAUGGAAAAUACACACAGAUGGCCUGUCAAUAAUUUACAAAUUUAAAUACUGUAAAUGCUAUUUUAAAGCAACAAUUACUCCUGAAAAUCAGUCUUGGCGUUAAAGCAUGCAAAAUUUUAAGAGAUAUAAUGUAAUCUUAAUUUUACUGUCAUUAUGCUUCCAUUAUGUUGUAAGUGUAUUCACCUUUUUUAAUUUUUAUUCCACUGUUGUAGUCACUAAACUUUUUAGACUGAAGUUUCGGGCUUUCCCAUGGUCUCACCUUUUAAAUGCCCAUUUGCAUUCGAACUAAAAAAAAAUCCUAAAACUGAAAUGGAGUUUGGUCCGUCACGAGUUUAGAUCUGUCUGAAGCAGGAAAACACAUUCCUUUAUUUUUUUUUUUUUUGUGGGCUCAUUAUCGAGCAUUUUAAGAUCAUUUAUGUCACAUCCUUGUUAUUAAUUAUAUACCAAUCCACAAAAUCUGUAGGAUCCAUUGAUAACUGGCAAUAAUGGAUAGGCAGCAGGGGGUGUGCAGUGACAGUUCAACUGGAAUUGUCAUGCCUGACACUGCCAUGCGACAAUUCAGAUGUAGUAGACCAAUAAACAACUCUAAUACCUCCUCAGUCUUCUCAAAGCAACAACGACCUGCUCUGGGUUCAAGGACCAUGUUGAAUGCUCUGAACAUGAAAUCCUCUGGGCUGCACAGGUGUACAUAUUUAACUCAAAGUCAAAUCAGCCAAUCACUAUUAGGUUUCACUCAGGUCUUGGAAUCAUCUCGACAACAUUGUGGUUUUUUUUGUUUUUUUUUCUGUUAGCCCUAGAACAUUCAUCUAACAUGAUCUUGACUUUCCAAUGCAAGGUUAACCUGCAGUGGUCACCAUUUACCAUUUCAGGAUACUGCAGCUAUUGCCUUGAUAUUUUUGCCCCAUUGCUUUAGAAUUUCCAAUUUAAAUUAAAAAAAAAAAAAAAAAAAAUUUCUGGCUCAAUUUCAUGGAUAGCAAAUAUUGAAAGCUAUCUCUGUCUGCCCUUCAUUUGUACAUAUAAAAUGUUGAUUGAAAAAUUAAUGUACAGUCUUUUAUAAUAAA
Xiphias gladius (swordfish) is the source of this 3282-nucleotide messenger RNA. It is a transcript of the gene abi1a, whose product is annotated as abl-interactor 1a. Gene Ontology annotation, molecular function: SH3 domain binding. The coding region runs from base 84 to 1682 and encodes 532 amino acids. Gene Ontology annotation, cellular component: lamellipodium; intracellular anatomical structure. Lineage: Eukaryota; Metazoa; Chordata; Actinopteri; Istiophoriformes; Xiphiidae. The record is from RefSeq and is a predicted model, not a curated record. The transcript has 11 exons.